CUAUUUUUCACACUAACUUUUUCUCACCAACUUUUUUCGCAGGGAAAUGAUUGCCUACAUUGCGAAUACUUUAAUAUUCAUCUUGAGCGGAGUUAUCAUAGCUCAAAGCAUCUUCAGUAUCAGAAAUUUCGACGACAAUACAGGGAGAUCUUGGGGCUAUAUCUUUCUUAUCUACAUCAUUCUUCAAGUAUCUCGAGCCAUCGUUGUUUUUGUGUUUUACCCUGCCCUUCGCUACUUUGGUUAUGGUUUGAAUUGGAAAGAAGCUACCAUUGUCAUAUGGUCUGGUUUGAGAGGAGCUGUUGGUUUGGCACUCUCCUUAUCUGUUAAAAGUGCUAGUGGCGAUCCAAAGUAUCUCAGUGCAGAAACUGGAGCUAUGUUUGUUUUCCUUACUGGUGGAAGUGUGUUACUGACACUCAUUAUCAAUGGAUCUACUGCACAAUUACUUCUAAGUCUCUUUGGUAUGGACGCUCUAUCAAAAAGUGAGGAAACCAUGGUCAAUUAUGCAAAACAUCAACUAUUGAGAAAGGCUGAAGAGUUUUCUAGAAUCUGUAGUGGACGCGAUAAUCCUUUCGAUUGGAUCACUGUUGGAGGUUAUGCCACAUGCAUAAAGGAUGUCUGUGAAGACACAAUUUGGCCUCCCUGUACCACCAACAAUAGCUAUCUAGAUAUAGAUGAUAUGAAGACUAUGAGAGUAUGCUUUCUGAAAGCUACUCGUGAGGCGUACUGGUCAACAUUCAAUGAGGGGAGGACAACUGAAUCCACUAUCAGUGUUUUGAUGGAAUCAGUGGAUGAGGCAAUUGAUCUGGCUACUCAGGGAUUGCAUGACUGGAAUUAUAUUUCUACUCGCCUCAAGUUUCCGGGAUAUUGUAAAUUUUUCACAAAUGUUUGUCCUCCGAGGCUAACAAGGUGGUUUGUGCUAAAGAAAUUACAGGAUAGUUGUCAUAUAUGCUCUGCAUUUAUCCAUGCUCACAGAAUCGCAAGACAGCUUCUUCUUGACUAUACUGGUGACAAUGGAAAUGCUGCAAUUGUUAUUGCUGAAAGUGAAGCCGAAGAACUAGAAGCAAGGAAGUUUCUAGAAUCUGUCAAGAAUUCAAUGCCUGAGAUCUUACAUCAAGCGGAAUCAAGGCAAGUUACAUUUUCAAUGCUGAAGUGUCUGGAUGAAUGUCUCAAUGAUAUGGAGAAAGAAGGGAUUUUAACUGAGAAAGUUGUGCUGCAUAUACAUGAUUUGCUUCAGAAUGACCUUGAAAAGCUCUCGAGAAGUCCUCCUUCAGUAAGAUUCCCAAAGCUAGGAGAUGUCAUAAGUAUCCAUCCUUUGUUUUUAAACCUUUCUCCUGCUAUUCGAUAUGAUCUGGAACGCUCCUCGAAGGUCAUAUUGAAGACACCAGGUUGUACACUCUACACGAAGGGUUCCAAGCUGACGAGUGUCUGGCUGAUAGGAAAUGGAUCAGUUACGUCGAAAAGGAGCCCGUUUCCUUUUCAUUGUCCUGUGGAUUCAACAUAUGCUCGAGGAAGUAUUUUAGGUCUAUAUGAGGCUCUUGUCGGAAAGCCAUAUUUGUGUGAUAUGGUGACAAAUUCUGUGGCUCUCUGCAUCAAAAUUAAGCUGGAGUCAAUCAUUUCACUACUGGCCCAGGGCAAUGGAGUGGAAGAAUUGUUAUGGAAGGAGUGCACCAUUGCUGUUGCUAAGCUCUUGGCGCCUGAUAUGUUCAAGAAAUUCUCAAUGCAAGAAGUAAGAGGUAUUGUUGAUGAAAGAUCGGUCAUGAAUACUUUCUCAAGUCAAGAAAUAAUAGAAACUUCUCAUCAUUCCAUCAACUUCCUGUUAAGCGGUUGCUUGAGAGAUCAAACUACCGAGCAACUAAUUGAAUGCCCAGCAAUAUUGCCAUGUUCCAUUUUGAAUGAAAGCGUCCCUUAUGCCCGUGCCAACGUAAUGGGUGAGAGUUCUGGAUCAUAUUCAAAGUACAAAGUUGUAAAAGAAGCAAGGAUAGUUCGUGUAGACAACAUUUCAGCAUAAGAAGUUGGCCAUCCAAAACUUUUGGAAGCGAAAAAUGGUAAGCCGAGGAGAUAACAUAAUGUUUAACAUUGAAUUACUUCGAUUAGUUGGUCGCAGCUUUUCAUUCUAGAGCGUACUUGGUGUCAUUCUAAGACCUUCACUUUUCGAUCAUGAAAAACUGUAAAUAUUACUACUUGGUUUCAUUUCCUUUCUGUGGCUAAGAAUGUAAGCCCGUUCUAUUUUUUGUGUCAGUGCAAUUUACGCUGCUUGAA
This is a messenger RNA of Nicotiana tabacum (common tobacco), 2259 nucleotides long. Lineage: Eukaryota; Viridiplantae; Streptophyta; Magnoliopsida; Solanales; Solanaceae. The record is from RefSeq and is a predicted model, not a curated record.